CAUGCCGCGCAUCAAUCUCCCACCACUGACCCGCGGCUUGCUCCUCACCAUUCUCACCCUCUCGUCCCUCAACGCCGUAUUACGGACAAACAAAUGGCGAUCCUCCCUCGACUCCAUCACCUCCUCCACCACAAACUACCUCUCCAGUCCGCAAUGGGCAGUGCCCUACCUCGUCCUCGUCCCGACCAAGAGCAUCAUCUACCCCUGGACAUUCGUAACGUCGGCUGUCGUCGAAAACAACCUCGUCUCCAUGGUCGUCAGCGCGGUCGUGGUCUUUUUCGGCGGGAGAUAUCUUGAACGAGCUUGGGGGAGUAAAGAGUUUGGAAAAUUCGUGCUGUUCACCAGUUUGAUACCUAACAUCCUGACAUUUCUCAUCUACGCCAUCUGGCAUGCUGUCACGACAUCGCCAGAGUUCCCCACCCCAAUCAACGGCCUCGUUGCUCUCGAAGCCGGCUUCCUCGUCUCCCUCAAACAGCUCGUCCCCGAACACACCGUCUCCCUCUUCCGCGGCACCGUGCGCAUGCGCAUCAAACACUUUCCCGCCGUCUUCGUUCUCUCCAACAUCCUCUCCGGUCCACUCCUCGGCACUGACACAGCUCUCUGGCUCAGUCUCAUCGGCUUUUCCUGCUCCUGGACUUUCCUGCGCUUCUUCCGGAUAUCGGAGAUUGCCAGCGCGGCCACGGGAGGGGAGGCCAGUGUGAUGAAGGGCGACGCGAGCGAUACAUUUGCGUUUGUGGCGUUCUUCCCAGACGCGUUGCAUCCUGUUAUCGCGCCGAUCAGUGAUGGGAUUUAUGGUCUUCUCGUGCAGCUAAGGCUGUGUACGCCAUUCUCGGACGAGGCGAUUGAGGCGGGAAAUGAGAGUGCGGCGUCGAGGUCAGAGGCGGGAUUGCCGGGGAUUAUGAAUAGUCGGGGAGGAUCAGGAGGUGGUGGACGACGGGCAGAAGCGGAGAGAAGACGAGCGCUGGCUUUGAAGGCGUUGGAUCAACGAUUGAGCGAGUCUCGCAACGAGUAA
This is a messenger RNA of Zymoseptoria tritici IPO323, 1012 nucleotides long. RefSeq lists its product as uncharacterized. The transcript has 3 exons. The record is from RefSeq and is a predicted model, not a curated record. The annotation marks the transcript as partial. NCBI's taxonomy places the organism in Eukaryota, Fungi, Ascomycota, Dothideomycetes, Mycosphaerellales, Mycosphaerellaceae. Gene Ontology annotation, cellular component: Golgi apparatus; membrane. Gene Ontology annotation, biological process: retrograde vesicle-mediated transport, Golgi to endoplasmic reticulum.